UGAGAAUGCACGUGUUACACGAAUUAAAUUGGACGAAAUUAGUAUACGAACCGCUGCACAAGUUUGAGACUCAGAUCAUAUCAACAAAAAACAUACAAGGAUACGACAGCAAGAACACGGAACAGUGGUCAUUAACAGGCGCGCUAUUAUACUCGGUCACAGUUAUCACGACAAUCGGCUACGGUAAUUUGGCACCAAAAACACCAGAAGGCAAAAUCGUAACUAUGGUCUACGCGUUAUUCGGCGUGCCGCUAAUGUUGCUGUGCAUAUCCAAUCUGGGGUCCCUGUUGGCCGGCACUUUCCAGUUCGCGUACUCCCAUUCGUGCUGUUUCUCCAAGAGGAAAUCGGAAAAUCGGCGAGAAAAGUCGUCGAAAAAAUCUUCGGCUGUAAACGCUGGGUCGGUGCAACACACUCCACCACCGCCACAACAGUACAACGUGAGCCACCACCAAAGGGCAGAAUUGUCGCCGAGAUCACGAAAACAGCAAAUAGGUGGUAGCGGAGGAAAACCGGUGUACCGUUUAACGUCGGAGGCCAAACACGUCCUGUGCGAAUGCGCCGAGUAUCAACUGGCCAACUCGCCGACACACGACCACGUGGCUGCGCACAUUCUCAGGCAACUGGGCGAUCGUCCGGACUUGCCAACGACUGCUGCGAAACACGACGAAUACGCGUACGACGACGGAGUCGGCGAUGGCGAAAACAACGAAGACUGUUACCAGUGCCAAAUGUACGGCGGGGCGCACGGCACGCCCAGCCGAGUGCCGCUCCUAAGCAGUAACCGUCAACAGCAACGGCGGCGUGGUGGUGCGGACAAGGACAGGCGACAGAACAUCACGACCGCCGCCACCGCUUCGGAACAGUAUCACCGCGAGGUUGCUGCUGCGGCGGCGGCCGCUGCAGCGGCCGCAGUGGCCGCGACCAACAACAAGCGGCCGAACAAGAGGCGCAACGGCGCACCACCCGGCGUACCGGUGGCCCUGGUGCUGCUCGUGUUGGCCGGUUACAUUUGUCUGGGCGCGGCCGUCUUCGCCGCAUGGGAGGGCUGGACGUUCAUCGACGGCGCGUACUUCUGCUUCGUCACGCUGUCCACGAUUGGGUUCGGCGACCUGGUGCCGGGCAAAUCGUUCCAGGGCACCGACACGCAAAACGGACAGCUGCAGUUGGUCGCGUGCUGCGGUUACUUGCUGUUCGGCCUGGUCCUGAUCGCCAUGUCGUUCUCGCUGGUCCAGGAGGAGGUGGUGUCCAAAUGCCGGCACGCCGCCCGCUACGUGGGCCUACUCAAACAGCCACCUCGGCCCGGCACCCAGCCGUACGCCUUGUAAUGGCCACCUACAACCCUCAUCCUCCACCCAUACGUGUCGCCCUUUUUCGUUACGCGUUUAAAAAACCAAAGUUACAAAACAUAUGUCCAAAACAUUAUCCCCGAGUCACGAUAAAAACCCGACCACGAAGGCAGCAUAUUAUUAUGCACGAUGAGCACGAAAUAAUUUCUUUCACUUUAGAAUUUUUAAACGAAACCAAAUAGUCUUUUUUCGCCGAUUUGUAUAAAAAAUCAGACACGUUCACUCUCGAACUUUCCGGGACACAGAAGUUUUUCUUAGGGGGUGUGCGGGUAAUGAUUAUCACCCCUUAUAGUGCGUUGAAGGAUACGUAUCCAACAGAAUCACUCGAUCGAUCGCUACCGUACAUGCAUAUUAUAAAGUAAAUACAAUAACAUUAUAAUAUAUAAGAUUAUUAAUGCUAUUUUUAUUAUUUAUAAAACCGUGACGUCGUCUCGACAUAUGCAUCUGUACCCUCCAUAUGAUAAUAUAUGUACUAUUUACGAUAGUAUAAAAACGGCUCCCAUGACGAACGAUUUCCUAG
Molecule: messenger RNA, 1866 nt
Organism: Myzus persicae (green peach aphid)
Lineage: Eukaryota; Metazoa; Arthropoda; Insecta; Hemiptera; Aphididae
Exons: 5
Coding region: 6-1325 (439 amino acids)
Biological process (GO): potassium ion transmembrane transport; stabilization of membrane potential
Cellular component (GO): membrane
Molecular function (GO): potassium ion leak channel activity
Source: RefSeq, a predicted model, not a curated record